Maudiozyma saulgeensis is the source of this 201-nucleotide messenger RNA. NCBI's taxonomy places the organism in Eukaryota, Fungi, Ascomycota, Saccharomycetes, Saccharomycetales, Saccharomycetaceae. The record is from the annotation of a GenBank genome assembly.
AUGGCUAUUCAGACACCAAAGCAAAGACUAGCAAACGAAAAGUUUAAUAAGAACAUUGAAAAACAUAGAAAAUUUGGUAAAGCUAAGCCUGCGAAGAUUGAUGCUUCUUCAAAGCCUACAAUCUCCAAAUAUUGGAUGUAUGCACUAUUGUUCUUACUAGUUGGUGGUGGUGUAUUAGAAUUAUUUAGUAAUUUUAUUUAA